GAAGCCUCCACGAAUAUACAUAUAAAGUAUAUAAACACUUUGUACAGCCCGUAGAAGCCAGUUUUGAAGCAGCAUCUGCAGAGGCACGACGUCAACAUGCAGAGUGUUACUUUGAUCGUAUUUGCGGCCAUCGUGGCCAUGGCUUUAGCAGAGGGCCAAUACUACGUGCCCCGCUCGUACUACAUAAUAGACGCGGAAGGCCACGCGUCGGUCCCCGUUCCUCUCCGCAGGCUGCGCCGCUCCGUCAACCCCUACCCGCUGCCUUACUCCGCAGGAGCUUCUGCGAAUGCCAACGCCAACGCUGAUGCACAAAGCUGGGGAGGCGAUGCGAAUGCCAACGCCAACGCUAACGCUCGAGCAGGCGCGGGUGGCUGGGACGUUCCUGCAUGGAACUACGGCUCCUCAAAUCCUAAUACUCUCAGCCCUGGAAUAACGCGUCGACAAUUUGGAUCAGUCCAAGGCGCUCGGUCAGUCAGUGCAAGCACGUCAGUCAACGUCGACUCAUCCGGCAAAGGACACUAUGAUCAAUAUACCUCCGUCGCAAACUGAAUUCCAUUUCAUGCGCCUGAGCUAGUACAACACUGAAAAAUAAUGACCUGCUACCUGCUAAUAUUAAUUUAUUUAUAAUAUAAGUGCAUUAAAUUAUUUAAACCUAGAUGCCAUCGCUAUUCAAUUUUAAAACUUUGUCAGAGCUUAAAUGCUUGGAUUUUAUUUAUUCAAUAAUUUUUAUUAUUAAGUCUUUAAUGUAAAAAAAGUAACCUUGUAAGCUUUAACUUAUAACUAGUAAAAUAAAGACACUGGGAUCUGGAUGGAUGUUAUUGUAAGUUUAAAUUAAUAAUAAUUGUAAUAAUAAACAUUAAAACACAGUAUUUUAAA
Molecule: messenger RNA, 876 nt
Organism: Maniola jurtina (meadow brown)
Lineage: Eukaryota; Metazoa; Arthropoda; Insecta; Lepidoptera; Nymphalidae
Exons: 4
Coding region: 97-549 (150 amino acids)
Source: RefSeq, a predicted model, not a curated record